Leucoraja erinaceus (little skate) is the source of this 2689-nucleotide messenger RNA. It is a transcript of the gene tfdp1a, whose product is annotated as transcription factor Dp-1, a. The record is from RefSeq and is a predicted model, not a curated record. Gene Ontology annotation, molecular function: DNA-binding transcription factor activity, RNA polymerase II-specific; RNA polymerase II transcription regulatory region sequence-specific DNA binding. Gene Ontology annotation, biological process: regulation of cell cycle; regulation of transcription by RNA polymerase II. Gene Ontology annotation, cellular component: nucleus; transcription regulator complex. Bases 543 to 1814 code for a protein of 423 amino acids. The transcript has 12 exons. NCBI's taxonomy places the organism in Eukaryota, Metazoa, Chordata, Chondrichthyes, Rajiformes, Rajidae.
GCUUAUUCUAGGCGCAGACCAACCGUUUCUAAGUUUCCGAUCUAGUUUUCUCUUUGGGGUUGCUGAAAAAGAGCAGUGGCAAUGACAGAAGUCUUUUUUUUUGUCUGUUGCAUUUUCUUUCAAUUAUUGGGGGGGUCACAAGGUCCAGAAUUGUGUCUUAGUUAAAGAAGCUCCCGGCCUUUUUGCGGUCUCCAGUAAUUCAGGGCCGGCGUGGUUCCCAUCUGCUGAUCUGCAGCUUCUGGCGGGGUUGUUUACAGUAGGAGAGCCCCUGGUUUCAGGCCUAGGCUUGGUUGGGAGGACCAUGGCUUGGUCGGAGGAAUCCCCCCUCCGGUGACUGGGAGCGAAGCGGGUUGUUGGGGGAGGUGGGGGGUUUGCUGUGAACACAAGCAGAAUCAUUUGAAUGCUUGAAUGUAGAUUUUGUUGGGAAACUUUGAAAUGCCUCCAUGUGCAAUGCUACAGUAGGUACUGUUUAGGUGGAAUCGUGCUUGUUAUAAUUUUGGCAACAGAAGUAUCCAAAACUCAGCAAUAAAAGAACUAUCAACAUGGCCAAAGAUAUUGGGGUAAGAGAAACUAAUGGCGAGAUCAAAGUUUUUACAGAUCAGAAUGUUAGUCCAGCAAAAAUUGCAUUAGUGACAGUAGCAUCUUCGCAUCUCAUAACCCCAGGGAAACAAAUUUUGCCAAAAACAUUGGGGCUAUCAAAUGUUAGUAAUGCUCCUCAGAUGAUAAUCAGUACUCCUCAACGGACACCAACAACACCUACUCUAUUAUUGAGUAGCCCUCAUGGUCCUAAUGUGCACAUGAUAACUCAGGGUGAGACAUCGGACUCUUCUCCGUGGAGUACAGGUAAAAGGAGCAAAAAGGGUGAAAAAAAUGGCAAAGGAUUGCGGCAUUUCUCAAUGAAGGUUUGCGAGAAAGUGCAGCAGAAAGGAACAACUACCUACAAUGAAGUGGCAGAUGAGCUGGUGGCAGAGUUCAGUAAUACAAACAACCACGAAUCGGGCUCUGAUGAACAGGGAUAUGAUCAAAAAAAUAUAAGGCGUCGUGUGUAUGAUGCGCUGAACGUGCUCAUGGCAAUGAACAUCAUUUCUAAAGAGAAGAAAGAAAUCAAGUGGAUAGGACUUCCCACUAACUCAGCUCAAGAGUGCCAGAAUCUAGAGAUGGAGAAGCGGAGGAAAAUGGAGAUGAUUAAGCAAAAGCAGUUACAACUUAAGGAGUUGCUUCUGCAGCAAAUUGCCUUUAAGAAUCUGGUUCAACGAAAUCGCCUUGUAGAACAACAAUCUGGCAGAGUUCCUCCUCCCAAUACUGCCAUUCGACUGCCCUUCAUUUUAGUCAACACCAGCAAAAAAACAAUCAUAGACUGCAGUAUCUCUCCUGAUAAGUUUGAAUAUUUUUUUAACUUUGAUAAUACAUUCGAAAUCCAUGACGACAUUGAAAUUCUUAAGCGAAUGCGAAUGGCUUUUGGAUUGGAGUCUGGUGGCUGUUCUGCUGAGGAACUGAAGAUGGCGAAGAGCUUAGUACCCCAAGUCCUGGAACCAUACGUAAUAGAAAUGGCUAAAGGAGUGCAAAAUGUCAGCUCAGGCCCAAGUUCAGUAGCAGCAUCUGCAUCUUCGUCAAGCUUCCAAUCUAGCAGAGCAUUUGGUGCCAGUGAUGCAAUACAAGCCUUACCAACUGAUACCGAAGUGGCCUUAGCGACUAGUCAAGCACAAGGAAGUUUAAAUGGUACACACGUUCCUGAUCCCAGAAUGGAGACUCCUAUGUCGUAUAUUGGUGAUGAUGAUGAUGAAGAUGAUGAUGAUGAUGAGGAGUAUGAAUGAACUUAAUGAUCAUUCUACAUGUAUUCCUAUUUUCUGUUGCCUUUAAUGGCAUCUCCGGAAAGAAUUGUCUCUGAGGCAGAGACUUUAAGAAUUGUUAUUUUGACUUGUGAGGGGUUUUAACUUAAUUCUAUUCUCUUCUAAUUUAAGCAUAAGAAACAUUGAAAACAGAAUUGUCAAGAUACUUUUCUGAAUGCAGGAACAACAGUUGAACAUUUUUAGAUGAUUUUGCUUCUCUGUUGACUUAUUACUGCAGCAAGUGCAGCUAUAAAAGCUACUAGUCGCUCAGUCACAUUUUGGAACAAUAUUGCAGUAACAUCUGUAGCUUCAAAAGUGCUACCGAGUACUGAUGUUUACAUGUUUUUUCUUUCUCGGCUGAGCUGCUGGUUUAGCACCUUACGGCAACUAUGUCCCACUAAGGACGGGAAAGAAAUGGAGAUAGUUAUUUCCCCUCCUACAAGUUCGCCGCCUGUUAGAUGGCAUUGAAAGCAGUUGUGGACGGAGUCGUUAAUGUUCCAUCCUUUCAGCUUGAUGUUUUGAAUGAAAUUCGGAGUAGAGGAGAGAGGAUUUUAAAACAAAUGUUAGUACAGAAAAUAAAUUGAAGUGUUACUUGUACUUUAAAGGCUUUGUGCUGCUGCCAGAAAACUUUGUAAAAAGCAAUCCUGUGAUUGGUUUUAGAAUUUCUGGUACUAGGUCAAUAAAUAGUGCAUUAUAUAGUUCUAUUUAGUAUAUUCCUGGAGCAGCAGUAAUGUAUGAAGUACUUUUAAAGCUUGACUUCACCGUUCAAACAUAAGUAUAGUGGUGUACUCACUGAGCAGAUGCAGAUCUUUUUACCCAUCUUAUCUUUGUAACCACCUACAAAUAAAUGCUGAACAAAG